Messenger RNA from Paramecium pentaurelia, 1739 nucleotides. The record is from the annotation of a GenBank genome assembly. Lineage: Eukaryota; Ciliophora; Oligohymenophorea; Peniculida; Parameciidae.
AUGAAUGAGGUAUAUAUUAUGUAAACAUUAUGUAGAAUCUAAAUCUACAAAAACUGUUGAAUAAUCAUCUUAAUCCAACUAUUGAUAACCUUUAGAUUAUAUAUUCCAAAUUAUAGCAGUUAUAAUAUUUUAAUUCCUUUAUCGAGAAGAAUCUUAAAGGAACAUAAAGGGAGAGUUUAUUAUAUGUACAUAAAAUACCCAUAUUAGUUAUGUGGCAAAUUCAGAAUGGAACAUUUUAAAGGAGGAGAAUUAAUAUUCAAAGAGGGAGACAAGUCAAACGAUAAAUUAUAUAUAAUAUUCAAUGGAAAAGUUGCAUUGAUGAAAGCAAGGCCCUAAUAAAUCUAAUAAUCCAUUGAAAAAUCUCCUGAUAUUCAAAAAACACCAUCAGUACCACAAAAUUAAUUGUCUAAGCCUGCUCCUCUUGUGCCUCAGUAUUUAUAUAAUUAUCAUUGAAUUAGAAAAACUAUAAGUGGUAAUGCUACUGGUACAAACUUUUUUAAAUAGUUGGCAUAUUCUAAAAAGUUUGCUGAUAAAAUGAAGGGAAAUAUAAUAUAAGGUUAAACAAAUGAAAGAGUAUAAAUAACUUAAUAGGAAAUGUAAGUAUUAAGUGAAUAGUAUGGAGAAACAAUAAGAAUAUUAAAGAGAGGCGAAGGAUUUGGAGAUAGAGCUUUAUUGGAGAAUGUUCCAAGAGCAUUAACAGCUUGUGCUUAAACUUAAGAUUUAUUUUUAUUGAUUUUGAAAAAAGAUGAUUUUGAUUUAAUUCGAUAACAAUUCAUAUAGUAAAUGAAAGAGAAGAAAAGUUUAAUAUUUACUAAAUUCCCUGUUUAAGGAGAUUAUUCAUCUAAAUAAUUAGAGCAUUUAGCUUAUAGUUUCGAUGUUGAAUAGUUUUCAAAAAACUGUAUUUUAACAGUAGAUGGAAUACCUAAGAAAUCAUUUUAUUUAAUUUAAUAUGGAGACAUAUUAAUAGAAAAACUGAUAAAUGAUUAAAUGACAAAAAUUUGUAUAUUAAGUAAAAGUCUUUUUAAAUUCAAAUAGCUAAAGGAUAAUUGUUAGGAGAAGAAAUAGUAAUGAAUGAAGAUGGUUGUUGUGAAUAUAAUUCUAUAGUUUUAUCAAAUGAAGCUACAGUUAUGGUUAUUCAUAAACAUGAAUUCUUAUAAAAAUUUCCUGAAGAAUGUAAAUAAUGGGUAAAAGAAGAAUAUUUAAAAAAAAGUAGAUUCAGAAAAAUAUUUUAAUAAAAAAAUAUGGAAAGUUUAACUGGGAUUGGUUAACCUUUAUUCAACUCAGUUAAAUAAUUCAUAGAAAUAAAACAUAACCCAAUGAAGAUUAAAAGUAAGGAAUCUAAUGAAAGAAUUGACAUUGGAACUUUAAUAGGUGAUAAAAAUUCUAUUUAUCUCAAAAAAUAUUAGAGCAAUCCAGAAAAUGAUGCAACUGCUUCUUUAUUUGGAUAAGAUUUAUAUUUAACUCCAAAAGUAGGUUUUAUUCCAAUAUAUAAUAAAUUUAGUAACAUCCCACUUAAAGCAUUUAAAUAAUAAUAUCUUCAUAAAUUAUGUGUCAAAAAGAGAAGGUUUGAAUUUCUAAGACCUCCUCCUUUAACAGCUAGAGUAUUAACUUUAAAAACUCAUUCAUCUGAGAACUUCAGCAAACAUAAACAGACACUGACAUAAUCUACUGGUAUAAAUUCUUUCACUCCAUGUCUCUCUUCAUCACCUAAUUAAACUAAUUGUAAAGAUAUUAAUUGA